This is a messenger RNA of Chenopodium quinoa (quinoa), 438 nucleotides long. RefSeq lists its product as uncharacterized. The transcript is spliced from 2 exons. NCBI's taxonomy places the organism in Eukaryota, Viridiplantae, Streptophyta, Magnoliopsida, Caryophyllales, Amaranthaceae. The coding region runs from base 1 to 438 and encodes 145 amino acids. The record is from RefSeq and is a predicted model, not a curated record.
AUGUCAUCCGACGAAAGCUCCAACUCUUCUAAUUCUUCAUCCAAUAAGAAAAAUAGUCAAACACAACGAUAUGAAAGACGAAGGCAAGCCAAUCGUCUUGUUAACCGAAUGAUGGAUGAAUUUUUUAUGUCCAAUCCAAUUGAAUUAUUUCGUCGGAGAUUUCGCAUGAACAAACAUAUAUUUCUCCGAAUAAAGCAAACUUUAGAAGAACGUCAUCCCUUCUUUCAACAAAGACAAGAUGCUACAGGAAGAUUUGGUGCCUCCGGAUUGCAAAAAUGCACAGCUGCUAUGAGGCUAAUAGUUUAUGGCACCUCUGCUGAUUCUGUAGAUGACUACAUUCGAAUUAGUGCAUCUCUUGCAAGAGAUUCACUACAACAUUUUGUGGAAGGAAUUGUCUCUUACUUUAGUGAUGAAUACCUUAGAAAUCCCAAUGAAUAA